GUUGCGCGCAUUAAGGUUAGGUUGGUCGUAUGAGAGGCCGUCGUCUGCUGCUGCUACAGGGGGAAAGGAAAAUACAGUCUAAACUCUUUAUACAUGAAGACAUAGUUGUUUUUCUCCUCCUUGUUUUUUGACUGGACGCUCCUUUGAAUUCGUUUGUUAAGCUGCCGUAGCAUCCUCAGCGUUUUGCCGGAUCGAUUCGCUCCAGAAAACCGGGAGAGAGAGAGUGUGUUUUUAUAUGCAGCCGCUGGACACCUCCGUUGGUCAAAUAUCAAACUGAGGUAACUCCUCAACACCCCCCUCCCCCCUUCCCUGUUCCAAGUCCUAAAGCGCCUCUCCUGCCCCUACACCCCUACUAACAUUCCCUCAGGACCUCAAGGCCACUUUGGGCUGGUGGCCGUCUUUCCCAAAGCCUUGUUGGGGAAGAGGGUUAGUCUCAUCCCGUUUUUUUUUUCCUCCCCGCCUAAACCUCGUCCUGUGUUUCACGGCCGAACCUUAACACCACUCGAGGAUGUCCUCCAUCUUGCCAUUCACGCCGCCUGUGGUGAAGCGCCUGCUGGGCUGGAAGAAGUCUGCGAGCGGCUCAGGCGGAGCAGGCGGCGGAGAGCAGAACGGUCAGGAGGAGAAGUGGUGCGAAAAGGCGGUUAAGAGCCUGGUGAAGAAGCUGAAGAAGACGGGCCAGCUGGAUGAGCUGGAGAAAGCCAUCACCACGCAGAACUGCAACACCAAGUGUGUGACCAUCCCCAGCAAUUGCUCUGAAAUUUGGGGACUGAGUACUCCAAAUACGAUAGAACAGUGGGAUACCUCAGGCCUAUACAGCUACCCUGACCAAACCAGAUCUCUGGACGGACGCCUGCAGGUGUCUCACCGUAAGGGGCUGCCUCACGUAAUCUACUGCCGCCUGUGGCGAUGGCCCGACCUGCACAGCCAUCACGAGCUGCGUGCCAUCGACACGUGCGAGUUCGCCUUCAACCUCAAGAAGGACGAAGUGUGCGUCAACCCCUACCACUACCAGCGGGUGGAGACACCAGUCUUACCACCUGUCCUCGUGCCAAGACACACAGAGAUUCUGACUGAACUGCCUCCUCUGGAUGACUACACCCAUUCCAUACCCGAAAACACCAACUUUCCUGGCGGGAUCGAACCCCCCAACAACUAUAUACCAGAAACUCCUCCACCAGGCUACAUCAGUGAGGAUGGAGAGACCAGUGACCAGCAUAUGAAUCAAAGUAUGGACACAGGUUCCCCUGCAGAACUGUCGCCAAGCACACUCUCGCCCGUCAACCAUGGCAUGGACCUGCAACCGGUGACCUACUCCGAGCCUGCUUUCUGGUGCUCCAUAGCCUACUAUGAGCUGAACCAGCGGGUCGGGGAAACAUUCCACGCCUCGCAGCCUUCCCUCACUGUGGACGGAUUCACAGAUCCUUCUAACUCGGAGCGUUUCUGCUUGGGCCUGCUGUCCAACGUCAACCGCAACGCCACCGUGGAGAUGACUCGCAGACACAUAGGCCGGGGAGUCAGGCUGUAUUAUAUCGGAGGGGAAGUGUUUGCCGAGUGUCUAAGCGACAGCGCCAUCUUUGUUCAAAGCCCCAACUGUAACCAGAGGUACGGCUGGCACCCUGCAACCGUCUGCAAAAUCCCCCCAGGCUGUAACCUGAAGAUCUUCAACAACCAGGAGUUUGCUGCGCUCUUGGCUCAGUCGGUCAAUCAGGGCUUCGAGGCCGUCUAUCAGCUCACCAGAAUGUGCACCAUCCGCAUGAGCUUUGUUAAAGGCUGGGGGGCCGAGUACAGACGGCAGACUGUGACGAGCACUCCAUGCUGGAUCGAGCUGCACUUGAACGGACCGCUGCAGUGGCUGGAUAAGGUUCUGACCCAGAUGGGUUCUCCCACCGCCCGCUGUUCCAGUAUGUCCUAAUCGCCAUGACGACGAUGCCCACGCCCCCCCCCCCCUUUCCCGAAAUCUGCAAAGUCCACAAUCACAAGAAACGACAAGUAGAACAACAGAUGUGCUAUAAUCCCCGACUCUAUCUCUCUUUCAUAGUACUACUUCUCUCUCUCUCUCUCUCUCUCUCUCUCUCUCUCUCUCUCUCUCUCUCUCCUGAUGUUCUCACUUUUCGGAACUGAACAUGGCACUUGCUGUCACAUCAGCUUCAUGCACCUUUAAUUCGCUUUUUUUCCCCCCUCCUCAUAAAUCCUCAAUAUUAAAUGUAUUAGUGGUAGAAUUUUGAAAUGUAUAUAUUUUUUUUCCUCUCUCCUUUUCUUAUAAAGACUGGGAAGGUGUGUGUGUUAGGGAAGUAACAGAAGGCAGUUAAUAACUUGGCACAGAUGUUUCAGUAAAGCAUUCCUUCCCCUUGAGGUGAUCGCGUAAACUAAAUGUUUCUGAUUAUGUUCUUUGCUUAACCAAUAGCUUACCUUCUGUUGGCAAAAUGUCAUAUUGCUUAAGCUUGAUCUCUUUGCUGAGACUAAUCAACAACAACAAAAAAAGUAUUACUGCUUUUUUUAAGCCCUUCCCACCCACCAAAACCUUUCAUUCUUAAAAAGUAACGCCAAAAGACACCUUAUCCACUUCUUGUUCCUGAUAGCUGCGCCCAACCACUAUGAAAGAAUGUUGCCUUAUAUGUUCAGGGUGCUGUCUUAUGGCAUGAAAUCUAAUGUGAACAGAGAGGAAUGUUUUAGCAAAAAGAAAGAAAGAGACCGUAAGAAGAAGAAGAAGAAGAAGAAGAAAAAUAUAACAACCCGGACCAAUAUUUUCUUCACCUCUGUCUCUGUAUCGCCCCUCAUUAGGUGAAUACUCAAUAGAUCACUCUGGAGCGUUCCGAGUUGGGCUGAGGAAAAUCUUUAUGAAGAAAAAUGACAAAAAAAAAAAAGUAAUAAAAAAAACGAGUACACAAUCCAUAUCUUUCAAAAUAAAAAAAUGACAAAAAAAUCCAACCGUUUUAAGCUUUAAGUGUUAAUAAAGUAGGUUAUUCUUCACAAUCACAUGAUUUUUUUUUUCUCUCUCUCUCUCCUUUAUCUUUCUUUUAGCUACUUUUUGUAUUUUCAUGUAUUUUUAUAUAUAAAUAUAUUUAAAAUCUUUAA
This is a messenger RNA of Hemibagrus wyckioides, 3075 nucleotides long. It is a transcript of the gene smad2, whose product is annotated as SMAD family member 2. Gene Ontology annotation, molecular function: I-SMAD binding; RNA polymerase II cis-regulatory region sequence-specific DNA binding; DNA-binding transcription factor activity, RNA polymerase II-specific. The record is from RefSeq and is a predicted model, not a curated record. Gene Ontology annotation, biological process: SMAD protein signal transduction; transforming growth factor beta receptor signaling pathway; cell differentiation. The transcript is spliced from 12 exons. NCBI's taxonomy places the organism in Eukaryota, Metazoa, Chordata, Actinopteri, Siluriformes, Bagridae. Gene Ontology annotation, cellular component: heteromeric SMAD protein complex. The coding region runs from base 509 to 1912 and encodes 467 amino acids.